UCCAGGGUGCAUGGCCAUGUCGUCCGGGCUGCAAUGGUAUCCUUGGAGUAACCGCUGAAAAUCUGCAGGUGCCGGGCGUGCAAGGAAGCUUGAGGCUGCUGAGGAGGGAGGGGCAGAGCUGGAGCUGGCCUCUGGGCUGGCAGGGGUGAGGGGUGACCUCCGUGCCUUCUUCUCCUGGAAUUAGCUGGGCAUGGAGUCGAGUCCCCGAGUUUGCUAGUGUGCUACGCUUCUGUGAGGCUUGGGGCACAUUGGGCCCCUCUCUGGGCUCCAGGUUAUGGGUGCAGGCUGCAUGGUUUCUGAAAUCCCUUCUUUAACUUGCUGGCAAGUGACACUCAGCACCUGAGCAAGCCCUGGACAGAGGCCGUGGAGGAUCUGUUCUUCCUUCUUCCCUUCCACAGGGCAGGGUCGGCGCCGAGGAGGGGGUGGCGAGGGCUGAGGGCCCAGAGGCUGGACAGUCUUUCCACUGGACUUGAUUUGACCCCUGGCAGGUGUUUUGAGCCAGGGGUGCUGGCUGUUGGGAGGGAGGUCAGCCAUGAGGCCCUGGACUGCUGACAUUCAGGCACAAACUGCACCUCCUCCCACUCCGCCCCUCCCCCAGUUCCAUCUUCUCUCCAGGGGGUGGGGAGGCAGCAUAAGUACCUGGGUUCUGCCUCACCUGAGUGCUGGCUGUUGCUGGGUGCUGACUGUGGAGGCUGCAGGUUCCCCUGGGACCUGGCCAAGCUUAUCCCCAGGCACUGACCCUCAGCAGUCAGUGGCAUCCUCCUACAAGGCCAGCACAGGCUGAGCAGGUCAAAAUCCCAAGGUGCUCCAGCCACGGUGCUGGACUGAACCCUUUGAACCGCAGCCUUUCCCCACACCUGGGCCCCCAGCCUCUCAGCAGAGGCCGGCUGUCUCCAUGGCCUUUCUCCAGGGGUUUGAGGACUCGGAGGCAAAGUCUGGCAUGCUUCCCUGCACGCCCUCGGAUCAAGGGUGGCACAGGCUUAGCACGCUCAGCACCGCUGGGUGUCUUGCCUGCCACAGGCAUUGCUAAUCAUUCAUCAAGCUCCGUGUUAAGCCUAGACUGGGGUGGGGGUUCAUCCUUCCCCAGGGUCUGCCAGUUAGUUCCAGAUACCUUUGAGGCCUGGGCACUGACUGGGCCCUCAGGGCUCUCCCCGAAGCAUACCCUGGUCACCUGGAAGAGAAACGGAGCUGGCCUGGUGGUGACGGUGGCCUUGCUUCCUAGGAUGGACGGCAGACAGCAAUGUCCCUGCUGGGCCUGGUCCCUGCUGGUUCUGGUGGUUGUGGCUAGGGACGCAAAAUCAAGUGGGGCCAUGGACAACAGCCCGACGUCCAAUAGCCUGGAGGGGGACGCCGACGCCACAGCCUUCUGGUGGGGGGAGUGGACAAAGUGGACGGCGUGCUCCCGCAGCUGCGGGGGCGGGGUGACAUCCCAGGAGCGGCACUGCCUGCAGCAGAGGAGGAAGUCCAUCCCGGGCCCUGGGAACAGGACCUGCAUGGGCACGUCCAAGCGGUACCAGCUCUGCAGAGUGCAGGAGUGUCCGCCGGACGGGAGGAGCUUCCGCGAGGAGCAGUGCGUCUCCUUCAACUCCCACGUGUACAACGGGCGGACGCACCAGUGGAAGCCUCUAUACCCGGAUGACUAUGUCCACAUCUCCAGCAAGCCAUGUGACCUGCACUGCACCACCGUGGACGGCCAGCGGCAGCUCAUGGUCCCCGCCCGCGACGGCACCUCCUGCAAGCUCAGCGACCUGCGAGGGGUUUGCGUGUCUGGAAAAUCCCAUCGGCUGUGACGGGGUGCUUUUCUCCACCCACACGCUGGACAAGUGUGGGGUCUGCCAGGGUGACGGUAGCAGCUGCACCCACGUGACGGGCAACUAUCGCAAGGGCAACGCCCACCUCGGUUACUCUCUGGUGACCCACAUCCCAGCUGGCGCCCGAGACAUCCAGAUUGUAGAGAGGAAGAAGUCUGCGGAUGUGCUAGCUCUUGCAGACGAAGCUGGCUAUUACUUCUUCAAUGGCAACUACAAGGUGGACAGCCCUAAGAACUUCAACAUCGCUGGCACGGUGGUCAAGUACCGGCGGCCCAUGGAUGUCUACGAGACCGGGAUUGAGUACAUCGUGGCGCAGGGGCCCACCAACCAGGGCCUGAAUGUCAUGGUGUGGAACCAGAACGGCAAAAGCCCGUCUAUCACCUUCGAGUACACGCUGCUUCAGCCUCCGCACGAGCACCGCCCGCAGCCUGUCUACUAUGGCUUCUCCGAGCCCGCCUCCGAGAGCUCUGAGAGCCAGGGCCUGGACGGGGCCAGGCUCAUGGGCUUCGUCCCGCACAACAGCUCCCUGUAUGGCCUGGCCUCCUCCGAGCAGCUGGGCCUGGACAACCGGCUGUUCGGCCACCCUGGCCUGGAGAUGGAGCUGGGCCCGAGCCGGGGCCAGGAGACCAACGAGGUGUGCCAACAGGCCGGCGGCAGGGCCUGCGAGGGGCCCCCCAGGGGCAAGGGCUUCCGAGACCGCAACGCCACGGGGACAACUCUCACCGGGGACAAGGAUGAGCAAGAGGUCGACACCCACUUCGUCUCCCAGAAGUUCUUCUCGGCGAACGCCAUCUCUGACCAGCUGCUGGGCGCAAGCGCUGACUCGAAGGACUUCACCCUCAACGACACCGUGAACAGCAUCUUUGCUCAGGGCACCUCGCGGAGCUCCCUGGCCGAGAGCUUCUUCGUGGAUUAUGAGGAGAAUGAGGGGGCUGGCACUUACCUGCUCAACGGGUCCUACCUGGAGCUGAGCAGCGACAGGAUUGCUAACAGCUCUUCCGAGGCCCCGUUCCCCAACGUCAGCAGCAGCUUGCCCACCUGGGCAGGGAACAGGACUCACAAGGCCAGGACCAGGCCCAAGACGCGCAAGCAAGGCGUGAGUCCCGCAGACAUGUACCGGUGGAAGCUCUCGUCCCACGAACCCUGCAGUGCCACCUGCACCACAGGGGUCAUGUCCACGUACGCCAUGUGUGUCCGCUACGAUGGCGUCGAGGUGGACGACAGCUACUGCGACGCUCUCACCCGUCCUGAGCCUGUCCACGAGUUCUGCGCUGGGAGGGAGUGCCAGCCCAGGUGGGAGACGAGCAGCUGGAGUGAGUGUUCCCGCACGUGUGGAGAGGGCUACCAGUUCCGCGUCGUGCGCUGCUGGAAGAUGCUCUCGCCCGGCUUCGACAGCUCCGUGUACAGCGACCUGUGCGAGGCAGCCGAGGCCGUGCGGCCCGAGGAACGCAAGACCUGCCGGAACCCCGCCUGCGGGCCCCAGUGGGAGAUGUCAGAGUGGUCGGAGUGCACUGCCAAGUGUGGGGAGCGCAGUGUGGUGACCAGGGACAUCCGCUGCUCGGAGGAUGAGAAGCUGUGUGACCCCAACACCAGGCCUGUUGGGGAGAAGAACUGCACGGGCCCCCCCUGUGAUCGGCAGUGGACCGUCUCCGACUGGGGACCGUGCAGUGGAAGCUGUGGGCAAGGCCGCACCAUCAGGCACGUGUACUGUAAGACCAGUGAUGGACGGGUGGUGCCCGAGUCCCAGUGCCAGAUGGAGACCAAGCCUCUGGCCAUCCACCCCUGUGGGGACAAAAACUGUCCUGCCCACUGGCUGGCCCAGGACUGGGAGCGGUGCAACACCACCUGCGGGCGCGGAGUCAAGAAGCGGCUGGUGCUCUGCAUGGAGCUGGCCAACGGGAAGCCGCAGACACGCAGCAGCCCCGAGUGCGGGCUCGCCAAGAAGCCUCCGGAGGAGAGCACGUGCUUCGAAAGGCCCUGCUUCAAGUGGUACACCAGCCCGUGGUCCGAGUGCACCAAGACCUGCGGGGUGGGCGUGAGGAUGCGAGACGUCAAGUGCUACCAGGGGACUGACAUCGUCCGCGGCUGCGACCCGCUGGUGAAGCCCGUUGGCAGACAGGCCUGUGAUCUGCAGCCCUGCCCCACGGAGCCCCCAGAUGACAGCUGUCAGGACCAGCCGGGCACCAACUGUGCCCUGGCCAUCAAGGUGAACCUCUGUGGGCACUGGUACUACAGCAAGGCGUGCUGCCGCUCCUGCAGGCCCCCCCACUCCUAGGUGCGGCAGCUGCAGCCCCUUCCAGACAAAGACCAAGCUGCUGCAGCUUCUGGGGUCCUCCACAGACACCCCUCCUGCAGGGCACGCCGGCCUGAGGGACGUGGCACUGAGCCUCGGCUGUCAAGAGGGGACUUCCCAUGGCCCAUGGACUUUUGUGCUCCUGGGGCAGAGAAAUGGGCAGUGUCCUCCAGCACCCACUGGCCUCCCCCAAAACAGAGCCACCCCUACCGUGGGAGCCCAUCCGUGUUCCUGCGUGGAUCCUGUGUUCGUGGCCUCCCUCCCCGGCCCCCAGCAGCCCCCAGCUGAGGGGCCCAGGGCCCACAGCCAAGUGGUGGAGGUGUCUUACCCCUAGCCUGAAGCCCAUGCCCUCUCUGGGUGACAGGGCCUUCUGAAGAAGACUGGCAGGCAAGCCCAACGUGGGGGGCCUCCAUCCCUUGGAGGCCAGGGGGUGAGGCGGGGCGCAGGCAGCAAGGAGGCCCAGGUGUAUCCCCUCCUAUGGAGCCCCUCCCAUGGAGCUCUCCUCCUGCUGCACUUUCUACCCUGGGCAGAGGCGCUUGCCCACGGGGCGUUUGGGAUGGACCUCGGGCCCCGCCCCUGCAGUCGGGUCAGUGCUCAUCUAUGUUAAUAAAGUGGUCCUAUUUAUGGCGGCA
Sapajus apella (tufted capuchin) is the source of this 4736-nucleotide messenger RNA. It is a transcript of the gene ADAMTSL2, whose product is annotated as ADAMTS like 2. NCBI's taxonomy places the organism in Eukaryota, Metazoa, Chordata, Mammalia, Primates, Cebidae. Gene Ontology annotation, biological process: extracellular matrix organization. Bases 1636 to 4086 code for a protein of 816 amino acids. The record is from RefSeq and is a predicted model, not a curated record. The transcript has 18 exons. Gene Ontology annotation, cellular component: extracellular matrix.